ACAGGGCGGCAGGGAGGGGGAGCAGCGCCCCUGGAUGUACAAGGAGGUUUCCAAGGGCUGCGCAGCUCCUGGUUGCUGGGCACUUCUCGACAGCUCCGGGGAGGUCCGGCAGAGCCGCACGCCGGGGCCGCGGUGCCCGAGCGCCGUGCGGGGCUGCGGCUGGACAUGCCGACCUAGGGCACGGGCGCCCGGCUGCCCCCAGCCCCGCGCCCGGCUGCCGGCUCACGGAAUCGCAGCGUGUUCUGAGCUGGAAGGGACCCACGAGGAUCAUCACCAGCCCCUGUGUCCCUGCACAGCAUCCACCCCCACCAUGGAGCCACCUCCAGAGGUGAAGAGGAAUAGUUUCUCCAGCAUGAACUUUGAAGCAGAGAUUCUGACAACUCCACACGAUAAUUCAGAGCUCUACAUGAUCCCUUCCAUGAGAAGCCUCACGGCUGAGGAGUAUGUGGAGGCCUUUAAGUCCUUCUUGGACCACUCAACAGAGCACCAGUGCAUGGAUGAGUUCAACAAGGAACAAAUGCCCAACAUCGUGGCUGGUGUUGGCACUGGAAAAUCGACCAUCAGCGUUCUGGGAGUUGGGAGUGGCACAGGUGAGCAGGAUUUGAAAAUGAUCAGGAUACUGCAGGCUGUGCACCCAGGGGUCUUUAUUGACAAUGAGAUUGUGGAGCCCAACCCACAGCACGUGGCAGCUUACAAAGAGCUGGUGAAUCAAGCUCCAGACCUGCAGAAUGUUUCUUUUAUUUGGCACCAGCUCACUUCCUUGGAGUAUGAACAGCAGGUGAAGGAGAAAGGCACACAUAAGAAAUUCGACUUCAUCCACAUGAUCCAGAUGCUGUACCGUGUGGAGGAUAUUCCCAAUACUAUCAAGUUUUUCCACAGCUGCCUUGACCAUCACGGUAAACUCCUGAUCAUAAUUUUAUCAGACAGCAGCGGAUGGGCCAGCCUGUGGAAGAAGUACAGAGACUGCCUGCCCGCCACCGACAGCGGCCACUACAUCACCUCCAGCGGCAUCACGGAGGUGCUGCAGAGGCUCGGAGUGGAGCACCGCGUGUACGAGUUCCCGUCGGGCUGGGACAUCACCGAGUGCUUCAUCGAGGGGGACGCGCUCGGCGGCCGCAUGAUGGAUUUCCUGACGGGGACAAAAAACUUCCUGGGCACGGCCCCGCCGGCGCUGCGGCGGCGGCUGCAGGAGGCUCUGUGCCAGCCCGAGUGCAGCAGCACCAGGGACGGCAGGGUCAUCUUCAGCAACAACCUCAGCAUGAUCGUCGUGGAGUCCUAGAGCCCCGAGACGAGCUGGGCUGAGUGCGGGGCACGGCGGGCACGGGAAAGGGCAGCAUAGAGAGGAGGUGGGCUGGCAGGAUAAAGGCAAGGGAAGGGGAGUCAGCUGCAGCCUCCCCCUGCCAGCCAGCGCCAGGGGAGCCGCCUGCCGCGCUGGGAUGAGCUCUCUGUGCCGACGAGGUCGGCAGGGCCAGGAUUGCACCCUGGCUGUUUAGCCCAUCCCUAGGAGAAUAUUUUCCAGAGAGCAAAGAGCUCCAUCUCACUAAAAGCCUACCUGGAGUUGUGUUUAACAGUAUGCAUCCCGUCUGUGCCUUCAGUGGGACUUGCACUGUUCUAUGCAGCCAGCGUGUUUACACAGCCACAGACACGCGUCUGCACCACCUUCGCAGCUGGGAGGAGGUGGCAGCCCCUGCGCUGGCCGUGUACAGACCCACCCAGGCACUGCUUCCAUCUGUGCCAGGAGGAAAACAGCGAGAUGGCCUUGCUGCUUUGCACCCAGGUAAUGUCACUGCACCCAGGCCUGAGCUGUUAAGUUGCUCUGCACUAGGCUAUUUCACAUGGUUUUAUCAGCAUAGGCAUUUACUGCCCCAAGUCUCUCAGCGUCUCGCAGUACAGACAUGUCUUAAAAAUGUAUCAGCCUUUUUGUUUGGAGCAUAUUUUGGAACCCAGGAUGAUACUUGCUCUGUGCUCUUUCAGGCAGAUAUUAAUUUUGUUACUUUCUUACUACUGUUUGUCUCCAUAUAAAAUAAAAGCAAUCUUAAAACAAAAA
Molecule: messenger RNA, 2047 nt
Organism: Corvus hawaiiensis (hawaiian crow)
Lineage: Eukaryota; Metazoa; Chordata; Aves; Passeriformes; Corvidae
Product: carnosine N-methyltransferase 2-like
Exons: 9
Coding region: 35-1279 (414 amino acids)
Molecular function (GO): N-methyltransferase activity
Source: RefSeq, a predicted model, not a curated record